Messenger RNA from Panthera uncia (snow leopard), 1285 nucleotides. It is a transcript of the gene CC2H21orf58, whose product is annotated as chromosome C2 C21orf58 homolog. NCBI's taxonomy places the organism in Eukaryota, Metazoa, Chordata, Mammalia, Carnivora, Felidae. The record is from RefSeq and is a predicted model, not a curated record. The annotation marks the transcript as partial. The transcript has 5 exons.
CCUGCAGGAAAUGAGGACAGGCCGGAUGCAGCUGUACUGAGUGCUCUGAGGAGGAGGAAAGACCUUCUGCAGAGACUCCGGGAACAGCACCUCCUGGAGGAGGUGUCCCAGCCCCGAGCCCCGAGCGGGGUGAACAGAGGAGGAGCCUGGGGAUCAGCACUGCCCCCAGAGGUGCCCCCGGUGGGCAUCCGUCCUGCUGUCUCCCCACCCCCGCCAGCCCUGGAGCCACCAUACAUCAUCCAGCACUCGGUAAGUCUUCGUGAUGAACCGGGGGCGGAACCAACGAGUGGCCUGAGAAUCUGCAUGCAGUAUGUGAAUGACAGAGCCUCUCCCGCCUCUCCUUCAGACAUGGUGGAGAUGAUGCUGAUGCAGAAUGCACAGAUGCACCAGAUCAUUAUGCAAAACCUGAUGCUCAAAGCCCUGCCCUCUGGGGGAUCACAGGCCGCCCCUCUGCAUUCCACCCCACAGAGGCAGAAGCCGCCCUCCGUGCAUCACCACCACCACUAUGCACCCCCAGCCCGGCUGCAGGCCUCCCCGGCGGGUUACUCCAUGUGGCCCCCAGUGGUCCCAGCCACCAUCCCCCCACCUGCCUCCGGCUUCCUGCACCACAUGGCCGGCCCCUCCUUGGCAGCCCUUAGUGGGGUGGCAUCUGAUGGCAUCCUGCCCACACAGGCUCCGGGCCUGUGAAACUCCACGCGUGGGCUCGGUAAGCAGCAGGGUCCCAGUUCCCCAGCAGGUGUGGUCGGGGAGGCCCGGCAGAGGCCUGAAGCCUCGGCCCUGGAUGCUGGACUGCCAGGCAUGAGGAAAUACAGGGAUUUCACCAGGAGGGAUGGCCCAGUUAGCCGCAUAAACCGUUAAACCUUCCUGUGGAAGAAAUACCAGAAACAAGUCAAAUAUGACGACGACUGGGAGGUCUGCCUGCCACGAGCGGCCGAGGUGAGGGCUCCUGCCAGUCUCAAGAAGUGAAGCAGACAGCAGGCGGGGAUCUCUCGUGGGAGAGUAUCUUUCCAUGCGGGUCUGCGUGGCUCCUUCUACAAGUCAAACACCAUGUUGAAUAUGGUUCCUUUCGAAGAUGGCUGAGGAAAGGGAGCUUUCUCUGCAUUUGUUCCUUUUGGUUCUGUCAGGGCUUCCGGUGUGAACGUCACCUUUAGUUCUUCUUCAUUUUCUGUGACUUUUUUUUCUUGGUGGAAUGAUGUUCCCUUGACAUGUUAGUAUAAUUUUCACAUGAAUGUCACAUUUAAAUGUUACAGCUGUUUUCAUCUACCCCUUUUGGGAAAACCUAUUU